ACAGUUUUUUAUAUAUCUUAUAAGAUAAUUUAGUAUUUUUUCUAAAAAUAUGAAUUAUUGAUUAUCUAUCUUAUCUUAUACUUCUACUGUUUUUGUCUUAUAUUUUAUUCAAAACAAAUAUUCACAUUAUUUUUAUAAUAAUGUGACAAUGGUGAAGAAUAAUUUUACAUCAAAAAAUAGGUUAAGAUUAUUGAAUUGUUCUAUUACAUUAUUUUCUAAUAACGCAAAAAAAUAAAUCAUAGAAAAAUGAGUAAACUAUGGAAUUAUUUAAUAUUUCAAGGAUGGAUUUCAUAUAUGAUGGCAGCCAGUUUAUUAAUUUUUACGAGUGGCUUUUUGCUGAAUCGUAUUGUCAGACCAGAACGUGCGGAAUGUAAAUAUUGUACACAUUCUGAAUGCAAUAUCCAAGAACUUCUUCAAAAACCCGAAACUGCCGCAAUUACAUGCCUUAACCGAAAAUCACGUGUUGUAUUAUUAAUCGUAGAUGCCUUAAAAUAUGAUUUUGCAUAUUGGUAUGAUGAUAAUACUUACACUUCAUCUUAUUAUCACAAUAAAUUACCAAUAAUUCAUGAAUUAUUACAAAAUCAACCAAUGAAUUCACGUUUGUAUAAGUUCAUAGCAGAUCCUCCAACAACAACUAUGCAACGAUUAAAAGGUCUUACUACAGGUACAUUACCUACCUUUAUUGAUAUUGGAUCUAACUUUGCUUCUGAAAGCAUUAAUGAAGAUAAUAUUGUUGAUCAAAACAUUGCUAAAGGCAUUGUUUUUAUGGGUGAUGAUACUUGGACUAAUUUAUUUCCUAAUAAAUUUAAACGUCAGUUUCCAUCACCAUCCUUCAAUGUUUGGGAUCUGGAUAGUGUUGAUAAAGAUGUUAGAUAUCGUAUAUUUUUUGAAAUGAAGAAGAAAGAUUGGUCUCUUCUUAUAGCUCAUGUUCUUGGAAUUGAUCAUUGUGGACAUAAACAUGGUGCUAAUCAUCCUGAAAUGAGUAGAAAAUUAAAUGAUACAAAUAUUCUUAUAAAAGAAAUCAUUAAAUCUUUAGAAGAAGAUACAGUACUUUUUGUUGUUGGUGAUCAUGGAAUGACAGAAAGUGGUGAUCAUGGUGGUGAUAGUAACAAUGAAAUUGAAGCUGCCAUGUUUGUUUAUUCUAUGAUUCCUCUUCUAAAAUAUGAUCUACCUAAUAAUAUUGUAAACCAAAUUGAUCUUGUUCCUACAUUGGCAUCAAUUCUUGGAAUACCUAUACCAUUUUCAAAUUUAGGAUCUAUUAUAAUUAAUUCAAUACCUAGUUCAGCAAAAAAUGGAAAAUUAGAAGAUGAUUUAUGGUAUUUAUUACAUUCAUUGUGGAGAAAUAUUGCACAGACAAAAAAAUAUAUAAAUGUAUAUUCUGCAGAUAAUUAUCUGUUUUCUAAUGAACAGCUUCAAAAUUUGGAGCAUAUGUAUAAUUAUUUAUUCAAUCAGAUUAAGAGCAUAACUACUAUUGAGGAAUUUAAAUCUUUUAUUAUGAAUAGUCAAAAUUACUUCAAACUUCUUAAAAAUACAUGUUCUGAAGUUUGGGUUCAAUUUGAUUUUAGUUUAAUGUCAAAAGGUUUAUUUUUAAUGUUUUGUACUUUGUUUUUUUUUUACCUCAUUAUUAGCAUUCCAGAAAAUCGUAUGUCUAAAAUAUUUCAGUCAUCAUUUUUACAAUAUUCUAUUUUAGUAAAUUUAAUUACUGCAUUAAUAAUUUGUUUUUUAUUUUCCUUUGGUAUUUUAGAAGAAUUAAAAAAUACUAUUUUAUUUAUGACUAGUAUAAUAUCUAUAAUAUUAUUAGCAAUAUUAAUUAUUAAAAAUUGGGAUGUAAUUUCAUUAAAAUUAUAUGAUUAUCAAAAAAUAAAAAAAAUGAUGUAUGUUACAAGAAUAAUACUUUUUUUAAUGAUAUGUAAUUUAUUUUCUAAUAGCUAUAUUAUUGAAGAAGGUAAUAUGUUAUCUUUUUUAAUUGUUACACUUUUUUGGUUUUUUGUGUUUAAUUUAAAAAAAAAAGAAAUGAAUGAAAAUAUAGAAAGAAAAACAAAGCCAUUUUUAAAAUCACAGACAAAAUCAAAUUUAAAAACAAUUAUAAUAGUUACUGGUUUAAUAGCAUGUAUUUCUAUACGAUUAUCUUAUUAUUAUUGGCGUUGCAGAGAAGAACAACAAUAUAUAUGUUCUACAUUUGUAACUGGCAAAACAGGUUCUAUAACAUCAGACAAUUUACUUGUUAUCACCUUAAUUAUACUUGCAUUAUAUAUUACAAUAGUAAGAUUAUGGUUAAAAAAUUGUGGAAAUCUUUCUGGUUUCUCUCCCAGUGUUUUGAUAGGACAAUAUUGUCCUGUUAUAAUUGGUAUUUGUAUAGGUUGUUUCUGGAUUCUUCAAAGAUUACCAAAAUUUCUUAAAAUAAAAUUUACAUUAUCUUGGCAAAUAAGUAUGUUGCCUAACAUAGUAUAUGCAUUGAGUCUGUUUGCAAUUUUUGUACUGUAUUAUCGUCCACUCAGUAUAUUUUUAUUACCAAACAAAAAGGAAUCAAUUAAUAUAUAUCAUGAUGAAAAUAUAGUACCACGAUUAUUUAAGAAAAUAAAGGAAUCAAUUUAUUGCAAAAAUGUAGAAAUAAAUCAAACACCAAUUGUUUAUGGUUUGAGUACUGCAUAUAGUGCCACAUUUGUCUCAUUAAGUGUAUUUCUUAUGUUGUUAUAUUCUUUAUUAUUAGGAGAUAUAUUAUCACCUAGUACCUUUUUAAUGUUUAUAUGUUGUGUCUCUGUUUUGGGCUUAUUGGCAAUAGAAAGACAUAGAAAUGCUAAUAAUAUAUCUGAACUUGUAGAAGUGCCUACUCCUAUACUAUUGUGUUGGUUUUUAAUAGCAGAAUAUUUCUUUUAUGGAACUGGGCAUCAACCAACUUUUCCCACUAUUCAUUGGGAUGCUGCUUUUGUUGGAACAGGUGGACAUUUUUAUGGAACUUUAUUCGCAGCAAUUUUGAUAGGAAUAAAUACAUUUGGAUCACAUAUUAUAUUAGGUGCAACAUUGCCAUUAUUAGUUAUUGUACCAUUUACUUUCUAUCUUGUAUUUCCGAACUUAGCUAAAGCAAAAUUUUCGGAAAAUGAUAUGAAAAGAGGAGAAUUACUCUUAUUUGAACAAGAUUCUGUAUUUCAUGCUGCUAUUUUCUCGGUUGCAGGAAAAUAUAUACUUCUUCAUGCAAUCAGAACAUUCAGCAGCAUGCUUGCUACAACGAUUCAUUGUCGACAUUUAAUGGUUUGGAAGAUCUUUGCACCGAAAUUAAUAUUUGAAGGUUUGGGAUUAUUGGUAACCUUAAGCAGUGUACUAGCAUCUUUCUAUAUGGUGUUCAGAAUCGACCAACAAAUGGAACAUUUUAUAUCCAGAAUGACAAAAGGCAGAUGAUAAAAAGAUAAAAUUUUUUGAUAUAAUAUAUAAUCAAUAUAACAUAAAAUAUCAAAAAUUAAAAUAAGAUAAAACAAGAAAAAUGUGUGCAAUAAUUCAUUUCUUCUAAUUUCAAACAAAU
Messenger RNA from Apis laboriosa (Himalayan honeybee), 3517 nucleotides. RefSeq names its product GPI ethanolamine phosphate transferase 3 (gene PIG-O). The coding region runs from base 247 to 3396 and encodes 1049 amino acids. Gene Ontology annotation, biological process: GPI anchor biosynthetic process. Gene Ontology annotation, cellular component: endoplasmic reticulum membrane. Lineage: Eukaryota; Metazoa; Arthropoda; Insecta; Hymenoptera; Apidae. The transcript has 4 exons. Gene Ontology annotation, molecular function: mannose-ethanolamine phosphotransferase activity. The record is from RefSeq and is a predicted model, not a curated record.